Messenger RNA from Magnusiomyces paraingens, 2781 nucleotides. RefSeq lists its product as uncharacterized. Gene Ontology annotation, cellular component: MCM complex; nucleus. Gene Ontology annotation, molecular function: single-stranded DNA binding; ATP binding; ATP hydrolysis activity. Gene Ontology annotation, biological process: DNA replication initiation; DNA replication; double-strand break repair via break-induced replication. Bases 1 to 2781 code for a protein of 926 amino acids. NCBI's taxonomy places the organism in Eukaryota, Fungi, Ascomycota, Dipodascomycetes, Dipodascales, Dipodascaceae. The record is from RefSeq and is a predicted model, not a curated record. The transcript has 3 exons.
AUGAGUAAUAACAAUCAACAUACACAAAACCAGCAACACAGUCAACCAGGAGAGCCAGGUCAUGGUACCCAUGGAGGCCAAAGAGGACACGCAGUAGGAGGCCAAGGCGGACACGCAGUAGAAGGUCAUGAAGGGCUUCGGACAGGUGAAGCUGGAAGUGGCUCUGGGAUGGGAGUCGGAGGACCCGGUGGAGCAGCACGCGGAGGUCGCGGCGGAGAUUCCAUUGAUGGAGAGUCAAGUGGAAGUGAUUUGACUCAAAGACUUCCAUUUGUUACAGGUAACGGGAAUUCAUCUCGAAAUCAGCCAAACGGAACGCCGAUGCGCCGGAGACCGAGUUCUGAUCGACCUAAUGGGCUGCUUCCUACGAUUCGUAUCAAUGUUAAUUACCAGGCCAUGAAAGAUUCCUUUAAGGACUUUCUGAGUAAUUACAAGGACGAAGAAGAUGUCCUGAUGGCCGAUGAAGGAAGUGAAACAAUCAACAUGCCCAAGUACAUGGCUCUUCUCCAGAAAAUUUCCAACCGUCAAGUCGACACUAUUCUAAUCGAGCUAGAUGAUCUUAAAAUUUACUAUACCCAGCUAGGAUUGGCUCAAGGAGGGAGCCAAAACCGUGAAUCAUCCUUGCUUUCCAACGUAAAUGAGAUUGUGCGCAAUACAACUCACUUUAUCGAGCUCUUUUCUCAAGUUGUUGACGAUCUGAUGCCCCAGCCUACCGUCGAUAUUGACUAUGAGACUUCUACUGUGGAUAUUAUCUUGUCGCAGCGUCGACAACGUAACGAAAAUGUUCAGGCUGACUUGGCUGCGCGCUCAGCUGCAAUCAAUUCCAACAAUCCAUAUGGUGUUCCCAACUUGGAUGUACUCGGCGCAGGAGUAAGUGCGGAAGUCGCAGCAGCCAUGGGUACUGAUGAAAUGACUUUCCCACCCCAGUUAACCAGACGCUACCAUCUCUACAUCAAGCCUCCUGGUCAAAAAUCUCAGUCAUACGCCAAAGCUUUGGCUGUACGUGAAAUUCGCGCAGAAUACAUUGGGCACUUGAUUACAAUUAAAGGUAUUGUGACUCGAGUUUCAGACGUGAAGCCAUCAGUUGAGGUAAAUGCGUAUACAUGCGACACAUGUGGUGCAGAGAAUUUCCAAGAAGUCAAGGGCCGUUCAUUUACCCCUUUAAUUGAGUGUCACUCGCCAGAAUGUAUCAGCAACAAGUCCCGUGGUAAGCUUUUCCUGUCCACACGAGCAUCCAAGUUUUCUGCAUUCCAAGAGGCCCGUAUUCAGGAAAUGUCAAAUCAGGUGCCCAUUGGUCAUAUUCCAAGAAACAUAUCUGUCCAUCUGACAGGCACAAUUGUGCGCCAAUUAUCACCGGGUGAUGUUGUGCAACUUAGUGGUAUUUUCACACCAACUCCGAUGCAAAAUGGUUGGCGCACCAAGGGCCGUGGUAACCCUCUGUUGACAGACACUUUUAUUGAUGCACAGUUUAUUGAGCACGAAAAGAAGAAAUAUGAUGCGCUGACGCUGACAUCAGCCGAGAUGGAGCAGAUUGAAGAAUUACACAGCCAACCAGAUAUUUAUGAGAAACUGGCCAAGUCAAUUGCACCAGAAAUUUACGGUAUGGAGGAUGUUAAAAAGGCAUUACUGCUAUUGCUUGUUGGUGGAGUCACAAAAGAAAUGGGUGAUGGUAUGCGUAUUCGUGGAGACAUUAACAUUUGCCUGAUGGGUGAUCCUGGUGUGGCCAAAUCGCAGCUGCUCAAGUAUAUUUCCAAGGUAGCCCCACGCGGCGUCUAUACCACAGGUCGAGGUUCGUCCGGUGUUGGUUUAACGGCGGCUGUAAUGCGAGAUCCGGUUACAGACGAGAUGGUACUGGAAGGUGGUGCACUAGUGCUUGCAGAUAACGGUGUAUGUGCUAUUGAUGAGUUUGACAAGAUGGACGACACAGAUAGAACAGCAAUUCAUGAAGUGAUGGAACAGCAAACCAUUUCAAUUGCAAAGGCUGGAAUUUCCACAACACUGAAUGCACGCACAUCCAUUUUGGCAGCAGCAAACCCUCUCUACGGCCGAUAUAACCCCAGAUUGUCUCCUGUGGAAAACAUUAAUUUGCCUGCAGCUUUGCUGUCGCGUUUUGAUUUGGUUUUCCUGUUGUUGGACACCCCAACUCGUGAGUCGGAUAUCCAACUAGCUCGUCAUGUCACGCUGGUGCAUCAAACUCUAGAAACUCCAGAUCUUGGGUUUGAUCCUCUAUCUCCUGCCAUAAUUAACCAGUACAUUUCGCGUGCUCGCCAGUUCCGGCCGACAUGUCCCAAAGAAGUUGCAGACAGCGUUGUUGCAGCAUAUGUGAAGAUGCGACAAGCACAUAAGAGAGAUGCAAACACUGAGCGCCAAUUUUCUCAUGUGACGCCACGUACGUUUUUGGGCGUGAUGCGGUUGGCACAGGCGCACUCACGGUUGCGGUUUUCGCAAACAGUUGCAUACCAAGACGUGGAGGAGGCCCUAAGGCUAUUAGAGGUAUGCAAGGCUUCGCUGACAUCGCCGGAAGAUGGGCCCAAUGGACGUACAGAUCAUAGUGAUUUUGAUGCGGAUGCCACGGUGCAGUCUAAGAUUUAUCGUGUGAUUCGUGAUUUGGCGUUUGGCGACGGGUCGCGAUUUGUGUCAUCGUGGGACAUGGAGACAGUACGCAAUCGGGUGUUUACCAAGGGGUUUACAGACGAGCAGCUGCAAGCGACGCUUACGGAGUAUGCAGAUCUACAGUUGUGGCAGGUCGUUGACAAUGGUGCUCGUUUGGAGUUUAUUUCUUAA